AGUCUCCCUCUUCCAUUCAUUAUUGUAACACAGCCAUUGUUCUCCUAUUCUGACACAAUGGCCGUCUUUACUCUGCUCAAUCUACCUGAGAAAUCUCUGAAUUAUGUUCUUCGAAGAAUGCCUUUAACGGAAUUAAUUGGAUUCGCUCUUAUUUCCAAAACGACGAAAGAUCAAGCUGAGCGUCUGAAUGUCAAAAUGAGAAGUCUUAAUGUGUCGUUAGAUGGGGCAAUAAGAAUUCAUAUUUCCGACGGUUCCGACAACGUUUUUCCUCCCCCUUGGUUCUUUAAAUUCCUUGUUAGCAAAGUCCCUAAACAACCUAGUAAACGUGAAUUCAUUCUAAUGACUAGUGGAGGACGAAAUUGGACCAAUCCGGAAUUUGGAGUGAGACAAUUUUUGGAUCAUGUUCUCGAAAUAUGGCAUCUUACUAAAAUAUAUCUCUGCUGCCUUGAGAUUGAUUGCGACGCGAAUACAAUUCGUGAUAUGUUCGAUGGUUUGGAAAUUAGUUUAUUCCAAAUUUUUUUCCGAAACUUAGUGAAUCCCUUUGUUCAAAAAAUGUUGACAACAUUUUCUCGCCAAUCUGAACAAGUUAGCUGGAGAGGGAAUCCAUUCCCACUUGAAGAUUCACAUAAAAUACAAGCUAUUCUGGGUCAAUUUAUUCACUCAGUUUACCUUCCGUCUUAUUUUAAUGACAUCAUACCACUGAAUGACUUGUUAAUCGCCGACAAUGUUUCGAUUUGUAUUGGUGAAUUGCGUUUGAGAGACGUCAACAUAUACUUGAAAUAUUGGAUUCACGGUUCCAACACCAAACUUGAAUGCGUCCGCCUGUAUCUUGACAGGCGAGUCAUGAGAAAUGAGAAUAUUCUCGAAGUGUUACUCAAAAAUGUGGAAUACCAGAUGGCACCUCCGGAGCGGGAAUUUGUGUAUAUUAGGGCAGUUGGAUCAGAAGAACACAUUAGAGGUGGAAUAGUUGUUCAAAGAAAUGAUGGAACAAUGGCAACUAUUGUUUUAAACCACGAAAAUUCUUAUUUUGAAAUGUUCGUGCACUUAUAACUUUUAUGUUUUCCUUUCCUGUUGUUCAACAUGCCCUGAACUUAUAUCUCGUUUUCAACAUUUUAAUCAUAAUAUCAUUACUGUUUUAUUGCUUCCUAUAAGUUGUUAAUGCCUUUCAAAUAAAUAUUU
Molecule: messenger RNA, 1179 nt
Organism: Caenorhabditis elegans
Lineage: Eukaryota; Metazoa; Nematoda; Chromadorea; Rhabditida; Rhabditidae
Gene: fbxb-75
Product: F-box domain-containing protein
Exons: 2
Coding region: 58-1050 (330 amino acids)
Source: RefSeq, marked reviewed